This is a messenger RNA of Doryrhamphus excisus (bluestripe pipefish), 2275 nucleotides long. It is a transcript of the gene chodl, whose product is annotated as chondrolectin. Gene Ontology annotation, cellular component: cytoplasm. Gene Ontology annotation, biological process: positive regulation of axonogenesis. The record is from RefSeq and is a predicted model, not a curated record. NCBI's taxonomy places the organism in Eukaryota, Metazoa, Chordata, Actinopteri, Syngnathiformes, Syngnathidae.
GCAUUUGGUAAGUCACUAGUUACACUUAUUCCUUCAUCAUGGUGUUCUCUUUUAAACAGCGUUUUAGAUUUGGGGGCUGAGCCAAAUCUCUGUGUGUGUGUGUGUGUGUGUGUGUAAAUGCACAAAUAAGUGCACAAAUGCAAGUGCACGCACACACAUUAAGCAGUAAAGUGUCAAUCCAUCACACAAUGUUUUGUCUAACACACAGAGAUCAAUGCAGUUUGUUUCAAUCCCUUAAACAUGAAUUGAUGAGGUGUGUGCGUGUGUGUGUGUGUGUGUGUGUGUUAGCUGAGACUGUCUGAGAUGUGAAAAUCAAUCUACAUUAACACACACACACACACACAAACGGUCUUGACUCUGCCGCCUGUAACUAUGACAACAGUCAUUAUGGUUAUAACAUGACCACCUGAUCCUACUUGUUAAUAUUCUUCCUUUCAUCUUCACCACUUCCUGUCCCGUGUGUGUGUGUGUGUGUGUGUGUUACUCAGUAAGUGGUGUGUGUUUCUUUGCCGGGAGACGAUCAGCCGCUUGCAGCAGAUCAAUGCAGGGAACAUCUAUAACUAGUCAUUAGUGUGUGUGUGUGUGUGUGUGAGAGAGAGAGAGAGAGAGAGAAUGGCAAUGAAGGAGUGAAACAAGUAAGUAAAAUAUUGAAAAAAAAAUUUUUAAUUUUUAUUUCUGCAUUCCUUUAGAAUUAUGCCAAGGAACUUCCUGACAAGGCACUUCCUGACUAGCUUUGCAUAGCGAUGAUGUCAUCCUUGAUGCGUGCAUGUGAAGGAGCGUUAUUGAUUAGCGCCUCAGCUGUCCACUAAAUGAAUUAGAUAAGUGAAGCGUGGGCGUAUGUGGCCCCCAAGGGCUCAAUGAAGGGGGGGGGGCGGUGCUCCUUGAAGGGGGCGGGGUCAUCAUUGUGAGCAGCAGUGGAAGAGCCUCCCCACACUGAAGAAGAGCAAGGAGAAGAACGCAGCACGGCAUGGAGGGAAAGACACUUUUAUUUUGAAAUCUACUGCUCACAUACCCGCCAACUAAAAAAAAAAAAAAAAAAAAGAUGAUAUUCAACCUGAUGAGGCUAUGGAUCCUGGGCAUCGUUGCGGUCAAGGUAGUCCACGGAGCACGGGUGAUGAGUGGUCAGACGGUAUGUUUGGGCGAGGGCGUGCAUCCCUGCUACAAGAUGGCGUACUUCCAUGACGUCUCGAGCCGCGUGGCCUUCAGGGAGGCCGAGCUGGCGUGUCACAUGGACGGCGGCUCGCUGCUCAGCAUCGAAAGUCCCUCCGAGCAGGAACACAUCGAACACCUGCUGCAGGAGUUGCGCUCGGGAGCAGGGGGCGGAACUGGAAUAGCAGAUGGAGAUUUUUGGAUCGGUCUGACUCGGGUGGACGGUGAGGACCAGAAAACUCCCAAUGGCGUCACUUCCUGUCCGCAGCUCUACAGGUGGACCGAUGGCAGCAUGGCAUCUUUCAGGAACUGGUAUUUUGACGAGCCAUCCUGUGGUGGAGAAUCCUGUGUUGUCAUGUACCACCAGCCGACAGCACUUCCUGGAGUGGGCGGGGCCUAUCUCUACCAGUGGAAUGAUGACCGGUGCACCAUGAAGCACAACUUCAUCUGCAAAUACCCACCAGAGCGCCACCUUGGGGAGGAACAUGGUAACACGGCUGAGGGGCAAGGCACCGAAGCAACACAGGGUAGUGGUGAGCUGCUUCCACCUCAGGUCACCUUGGCUGGAACUUCAGGCACAUUGCUGCUCUACGUCAUCAUCCCCACCAUUCCGCUUAUGCUGCUCAUCCUGGUGGCUGCUGGGAGUUGUUGUUUCCAUGUGCUCAGCAGAAGCUCAUCCCGCACCAAGGUGGCUGUGAGACAAUCCAAUCUGUGGAUCUCCAAGACGCCCAAAGCUGACGUCAUCGAGGCGUGACAUCAUCCGACUAUCAAUGCCGCCGCCGGACACGCUUUGAACCAAUCAAGUGAAUGGAGGUGGAGUCUGUGCUAAUCAAUCAAAACUAGUGACGAGUGAAGGUGACAUUUUUUUAUUUAUUUAUUUAUUUGAUCUUUAUCGAUCAGUAAGACAGCACAUUAAGCUAACGUUUUAUGUACGUCCUGACAUUGUUAUUGAUCAGCAAGAGAUAAGUGGUGUCUUCAUUAAAACAUUCAGUGCUUCAGCCAAUCAGCUUCCUGAGUUUUCAACUGUUAGGUGAAAAAAAAAAAUCUUUGGAAUUCAAGCAAAAAGUUGCAACAACUUUAAGCGUCACUGAGUGUACAGGAAGUAAUGGAGUUUAAGUCAGGGGGC